GCACCUCCGUUUUUAUAUUGAACAGAUCCAGGGAAUCAAUCAAGUCAAAUGGCGGUGGUGGGUCGUUUUGAUUGGAUGAGUAGAUAAAUUUAUUAAUAAAUAAUUGAACAUUACAUAACAGUCAUAAAACAAGAGAGGCUAUGAGCCUAAACCUCAACCGUCUGUCUCUUUGGGUUUGAGUUUUGAGUUUGUGAGAAGUGAAUGCAAGUGAAUCACUUCCACCACCACGUUGACUUGCAACAAACUUUUACCAUUUAAUCUAUCUCAUUCUUAGGGUUCUUUCCAUUUCUUCCCCCAUUUUCUCUUCCAACUGUCAGACCAACAAAUGCAAAGUUCCACUGUUUAAGAAUCUCGUUUAUACUCAAAUAAGCAAUGACAUAGCAAGCACCGCACAAGAAAGGUAACAUCUUCCUUCAGGAAUCUAAAAUCGUAAUGUAAUUGCAGGAUUAGUGGAUGGUAAUACCACGUGUAGAAACCUUCUUAUGUUGUGCAGAAAGCAUGCUGUAGAAGGGGUUGAGUACUCUUUCCGGAUAAAGAAGAGGGAGAGCAACUGAUUCUUGGCAAUGUUUCAUUAAUAUCUUGAAGGUUGUCCAAAGUAGUGAAGUUCCUGGUUACUUUCUUUGAACCGCUUGCUAAUUGGGUUUGUCAGCUGUUGAAAAAGUGGCUGAUUGGAAGACAUUGAAAUAUAAAUACUUAAGUAUACAAGUGAAGCUGACAGAUGAGUUUGAUGAAUUUUCCGAAGCGCUAUCUGAUUGUCAUUUUAACGUUCCUUAGCACUUGUGUUUGCUAUAUAGAGCGUGUGGGUUUCUCCAUUGCUUAUACCGUUGCGGCUGAUGCUGCUGGAGUUAAUCAAUCAAGCAAAGGUACCAUACUUUCUACAUUCUACAUUGGUUAUGCCUGUUCUCAAGUGCCUGGGGGAUGGGCUGCUCAGAGAAUAGGGGGAAGAAAGGUUCUCCUUCUCUCGUUUGUACUAUGGUCAUCAACUUGCUUUUUGGUCCCACUAGAUCCCAAUAGACCCUUUAUCUUGGUUGUGGCUCGCUUGCUUGUUGGUGUGUCACAAGGGUUCAUCUUUCCCUCCAUCCACACUGUCCUAGCUCAGUGGGUUCCCCCUCAUGAACGAUCUAGAUCUGUUUCACUUACAACUUCUGGGAUGUACCUAGGUGCAGCUAUGGGAAUGCUUUUACUUCCAAGCCUGGUGAAAUACAAAGGCCCCGAAUCUGUAUUUCUUGCUGAAGCAGCAUUGGGUAUUUUGUGGUCACUUCUUUGGAUCAGAUAUGCCAGUGACCCUCCUCGGUCUGAGAAUGCAAAAGCCUCUGCUGCUGGUUUUGGGGAAUCAAUGUUGCCGAUCAAAGGUAAUCAGAAGACGAAAAUGGAGAACGGAGGAAGUGCUGCUAGAACUAUUAUAAUCCCAUGGAAGAAAAUUUUAAUCAGUUUACCAAUUUGGGCAAUUGUGAUUAAUAAUUUCACGUUCCAUUAUGCUUUAUAUGUCUUGAUGAACUGGCUGCCAACUUACUUUGAGCAGGGCCUGCAGCUCAGUCUUCAGGAAAUGGGUUCUUCCAAGAUGAUGCCUUAUCUAAACAUGUUCAUAUUCUCAAAUAUUGGUGGGGUGGUUGCUGACCACUUGAUCACCAAAAGAAUCAUGUCUGUGACUAAGACCCGAAAGUUCUUGAACACCAUAGGAUUCUUGGUUUCCUCUCUUGCAUUGAUGGCACUUCCCUUCUUCAGAACCUCUGGUGGUGCGAUCUUCUGUUCAUCUGUGGCUCUUGGUUUCUUGGCACUGGGAAGAGCUGGGUUUGCUGUAAAUCAUAUGGAUAUUGCUCCCAGAUAUGCAGGAAUUGUAAUGGGAGUUUCUAAUACAGCUGGUACAUUAGCUGGCAUUAUUGGGGUUGAUAUGACUGGACAGCUUCUUGAAGCUGCGAAAACUACUUAUUCAGAUCUUUCAAGUCCAGAAAGCUGGAGAGCUGUGUUUUUCAUACCAGCCUUGCUUUCAAUCAUUAGUUCCUUCAUAUUUUUGGCCUUCUCAACUGGAGAAAGGAUUUUUGACUGAGGUAGGCUUGUUACAUCCAUUUGAUGUCUGUCAAUGGUGUUAUCUCUUGCGUACACUAAUGUUGCUGGUGAGCUAUCAGGUCUUGUUCUAGCCUUAAUCUCACCCCUGGAGGGGUUUAUAUUGAAGUCCAUAUCAUAAAAGAUUCGAAGAAAUCAGCGUAGAUUGCAUAGUUAUAAGAAAAUCAAUUUUCGAUUUGUCUAUUUGAAUUACCCGAAGAUCAUUUCCACAUUCUUUUCUAUCUCUUUACAGUAAACAUGGUGGCUUUAACAUUUAAGCCAGAAGCAAUUGAGAUAUUUUUGGCAUAUUUGGAUGCAACUGACUACAUGAAAACAUCAAGGUCCCUGCGGUGGAGCCGGAUGCCUUUACAAAUUGUAUGAUGAAGCAGGCUUUUGAUUGUAUGGUCAAACAACUAAUAAGACCCUCAACGGAAAAUUUUUGGUAUACUGCUCCAGUAUCCUGUUUUUAUCCCGAAGCACUUUUUGGCUUUUUGGAAAGUAUGCUAUGAAUCUUUUUCUUUUGGAGAUGUAGAACAUUUGAUUUUAUACUGUUGACAACAGUGAUGUCUUCAUUUGAAAUAUCAGGAAAUAGUUAUUAAAAUCGUGAGUUCAGACAUUUUAGAUUCACUGUUUUGUGCUCUGUAUCGUUCAACGAAGGGGUAAUACAGAAGCACUUACGUGCAAGAUAAGAUUU
Messenger RNA from Pistacia vera, 2737 nucleotides. RefSeq names its product probable anion transporter 5. Gene Ontology annotation, molecular function: transmembrane transporter activity. The coding region runs from base 719 to 2047 and encodes 442 amino acids. The transcript is spliced from 3 exons. The record is from RefSeq and is a predicted model, not a curated record. Lineage: Eukaryota; Viridiplantae; Streptophyta; Magnoliopsida; Sapindales; Anacardiaceae. Gene Ontology annotation, biological process: transmembrane transport.